UAUGUCAAUCCUCCGUUCCUCCGAAAAACCCUAGCAGCUAUAUUAGACGCCGCUCGCGCCUCGUUGCAGAAGAGCUGCCGUCCUUCCUGAGAUCCAGCCCUCUUGUUGUGUUGUCUCAAAGAAGAAAUGGCGCCAAAGAAGGAGAAGGCUCCGCCUCCGGCCUCCAAGCCGGCGAAGUCUGGUGGAGGAAAGCAGAAGAAGAAGAAGUGGAGCAAGGGAAAGCAAAAGGAGAAGGUGAAUAAUGCUGUUCUGUUUGAUCAAGCAAGCUAUGAUAAGAUGCUUACAGAAGUUCCCAAGUAUAAGAUGAUUACACCAUCCGUAUUAUCCGAUAGAUUGAGGGUAUGGUCUUCAUCGAAUUUUCUACUUGUUUUUCAUUCUCUGUAA
Phalaenopsis equestris is the source of this 384-nucleotide messenger RNA. RefSeq names its product 40S ribosomal protein S25-4-like. The coding region runs from base 127 to 384 and encodes 85 amino acids. Lineage: Eukaryota; Viridiplantae; Streptophyta; Magnoliopsida; Asparagales; Orchidaceae. Gene Ontology annotation, molecular function: structural constituent of ribosome. Gene Ontology annotation, cellular component: cytosolic small ribosomal subunit. The transcript has 3 exons. The record is from RefSeq and is a predicted model, not a curated record.